Exaiptasia diaphana is the source of this 4786-nucleotide messenger RNA. RefSeq lists its product as uncharacterized. The record is from RefSeq and is a predicted model, not a curated record. NCBI's taxonomy places the organism in Eukaryota, Metazoa, Cnidaria, Anthozoa, Actiniaria, Aiptasiidae. The transcript is spliced from 13 exons. The coding region runs from base 169 to 4590 and encodes 1473 amino acids.
GGAAAGGAAUACACGUUACCUGAAAUAGAAAGUCAUGUCGUGCCGAAAGAGUAUUUAGCUCCCGAUGAAACUAAAUGGAACUUGAGGUUCUCCAGUGGCUUGAAUGCGACAGAACAAAAACAUACUGGAUUAAGAGAACAAACAGGUCCUCGUUAUAGGCGACAUGAAAUGACGUUCUUAACCCCUUCUUGUUUUGAAUUGCGCUUAAAGGUUUUCGUUAUACCGGACCAAAAAAGUAGAUACCAAAGUGCUAAAUGUCCUCACGAAAUACACAAUGUGAUAAUGAGCUCUGACUCUCCUCCGUACUUCUACAUCUGCGAGGCCACCUAUAAAACAGCUUUGGUAGACAUCUUUGAGCCUUCAGCACAAGUGGACAUUCGCCUGAUAGCCGAAGCAAAUUUGAUUUCGCCUUCAAGUGCAGAAGCUGUAUUAUUUCAAGAAGCAUCAAUUUUUUAUAAGUUUGUCAAGAACAACUUGAAAAUUACCGAUCAGGGAGAAAUGAUGCUUUCACAAGAAAAGAUUCCCAAAGACUUCGAUGUCCGAUACUCUCGGGUAGCUGAACGGACCUCAUAUAGGGUCAGAUCUCCCGAUGGAAACCAAUUUACAGCUCGGCUAUCACAUGAGACCCACAACGAUAUUGAAGGAACAAGAGAACUGUUUGGAGACUUGGACAUCCAUCUCCUUAUUAAUAAUUGUUCUUCUAUGACUUCAAAACAAGUAAUUGAACAAGUACCACAUCUGCUGAAUUGCGCACGACGAUUGGCAAGGGUGUUUGAAAAUGAAUCAGAUCAAAACAUAGUGCCGUCGGAGAUCCUUGCGCGUGGCCAAAGAGCACAAAGUGCCUAUCAGACAGCAUUGAAAAGUGGGAAAGUCAAAAACUGUCGCGUGCCCAUAGUUUUGGUUGGCCAAUCCCGAUCUGGAAAGACAAGUUUACUCAGGUCAAUUCAUAGAGAGGAAUUUAAUCCUUCCGAAGACAGCACCAUUGGUGCAAAGCUUCAGCGAUCACUAUCCAAGGCAGAAGAUGAUGACUGGCACAAAACCAACACUGACGAACACACAGUUUACAAUCGAUGUGCUGCAAGAGCAAUGAUACCACACUUGCUGGUGGUAUAUUCCAUGGAUUCGAAUGACGACGAUGAUAACGAUGAACCCGAAUUCAAUAAAGAAAACUUAAUACCAGUAGACAACAUCGUAARCAACAGCUUAGAAACAUCUUCAGAAGAGGACAAGCCYCUCAYCWUUGAAGAAAACCUCAAGGUGGAUAGCGACGAAGAAAUAACACAAGAAGAUUUCGAAAAGAGUCUCAAUGGURAUGUCCAACCAAAACAGCUUCCAGAGCAAGUUGCAAUAUGCGCCAAGAAUAUUUUAGAAAACCCUGAAUCUGCAAAGCAAAUGGAAAAUGAUCUGUUUUUACACACCAUGGACUUUGCAGGACAACCAGUCUACAGUGUCACGCACCCAGUGUUCCUUCCCCCGAAGGGGAUCUUUCUUCUUGUCCAUAACUUGGAAAACGAUCUGCAUGCUCAAGCGACUCCUAUGGUAAAAUGUGGAGCAGCAGAACGAAUAAUCGACAAUCAUUGUCCAAUGACCAAUAUGGAUCAUUUGGAAUCCUGGUUGUCAUUGAUUGCAGCUAAUUCAACUCUCGAAGGUGGUUCUCCAGUCUUUGUGGUCUCUACUCAUGCUGAUAAACCGUUUAAGCCUGAUGUCAAACAGACUGCAAGACAAAUGCUCCAGAAUCUCAAGAGGGAGGACUUUGCACCAAGAAGUCAUGUUGUUAACGGCUUAUACACUGUAGAUAACACAGUCUCAGGAAGUGGAGGUCCCGAUGACCCUGGCGUACAAAGAUUAAAAGAUGCUCUAUCUAAUGAAGCGAGGAACCUUCCACAACUUAAUGAGGAUAUUCCUAUUGGUGAGUUAUUCUCAACCUUUUUGUCCAGAAUUGUAGCUAUCUAUCUAUUCGCUUGGCAACAGUCUCAUUCUUUGUGCUUUCACUUCGCUAUAGGAGAGAAAUUCAACCCUUCGGAAGACAGCACCAUAGGUGCAGAACUGCAGCGAUCACUAUCCAAGGCAGAAGAUGACGACUGGCACAAAACCAACACUGACGAACACACAGUUUACAAUCAAUGUGCUGCAAGAGCAAUGAUACCACACUUGCUGAGGCCAGAUUCCAUGGAUUCUGAUGAUGAGGACAACGAUGAUAACAAUGAAUACGAAUUGUACAAUGAAAACUCCACAUCAGAUAACUUCGUAAGCAGCAGCUUAGAAACAUCUUCAGAAGAGGACAAAGAUCUCAAAUUUAAAGAGAAUUAUGAAAUGAAUAACGAAGAAAUCGCACAAGAAGAUUUCGAAAAGAGUCAUACUGGUGAGCUCCAAUCAAAACAGCUUCCAGAGCAAGUUGCAAUAUGCGCCAAGAAUAUUCUAGAAAACCCUGAAUCUGCAAAGCAAAUGGAAAAUGAUCUAUUUUUACACACCAUGGACUUUGCAGGACAACCAGUCUACAGUGUCACGCACCCAGUGUUCCUUCCCCCGAAGGGGAUCUUUCUUCUUGUCCAUAACUUAGAAAACGACUUGCACUCUCAAGCGACUCCUAUGGUGAGACAUGGAGCAGUAGAAGAAACUCUAGACGAUCAUUGUCCUAUGACCAAUAUGGAUCAUUUGGAAUUCUGGCUAUCAUUGGUUGCUGCUAAUUCAACUCUGAAACGUGGCUCUCCAGUCUUUAUGGUCUGCACUCAUGCUGACCAAAUUCCUUUACCAAAUGCAGAAAAGAUUGCAGGACAAAUUCUCGAUAAUUUAACGAGAGACAACUUUUCACCAGGAAAUCACGUUGUUUAUGGCAUGUACAUUGUGGACAAUACAGUUUCAGGAAGCGGGGGAUCCAAGUCGGACCCUGGUGUACAAAGUCUCAAAGCAGCGUUAUCUAACAAAGCGAGAAGCCUUCCUCAACUCGAUGAAGAUGUCCCCAUUCGCUGGUUGCUCUUUGAAAAAAGGCUCAUGAGUGUUGUUAAAAAAGAGCAGAAGAAAUACAUCUCGCAUGAAGAAGCCAAAGCCAUUGCUUUACAAAAUGAAGUAGAUGUUGAAUCAGAUGAACUCGACACUCUCUUGGAAUACCUGCAUGACUUGAAAGUGAUCAUUUAUUUCCAAAAAAUCGACAUGAUUAUAAUUGAUACACAAUGGCUGCUGGACGUGUUUGCAAAAGUAAUAACUGUUCCUCGAAUCCAGUAUCAUGAAGGGUAUAGACACGAGUGGAGGAAACUGGAACAUGAGGGAAUAGUUGAUGAGACGUUUCUCAAGCACCUCUGGAAAGACCUUUUAAACGACGACAGGCGCAUGUCCGUCAUUGUACAUAUAAUGGAAGAGUUCUCCCUCAUCUGCAAACAGCAAGAUGGAUCAUAUCUGGUUCCUGCAAUGUUGUUGAACACUGAAGAAAGCAGCGAAUUAAUAGCAGAAGUCGAUGAAAUGGUUUCUCCAUUGGUAAUUCAAUUCAAGAGCUCGAUCCUUCCCUUUGGCGUUUUUCAAAGACUCUUAAUAGCUGUGGAACAAAUGUGCACCUUGAGAUGGCCAGAUCCUUCGCCACCGUAUCUAUCGAAAAACUUUGCGAGAUUUUAUAUUGUUGAUGGCACAUUCAACCUGGUCCUCGUAUCCAAUGUGCAAACCAUUACCGUUGCAUUGAUCAAUCAAGAUCUUCGAAAUGAUCGAGACGACCAACUGUGUGCCUCUAUAUUGACAUUUCUGGACGAACGUUUACACAUAAUGAUGAAAUCAUUUCCUUGGAUGAAAAACUUGGAAUUUGAUUUUGGUAUCCGCUGUCCGGUUUGUAUCAACGCUGCGCCUUGUACUAAACACAACAAGAUUGCCUGUUCUCGAGACUCGUGCGUACACUUUGUAUCAAAGAAGGAAUUGCGGAAAAAUAUUAAACCUCGUUGCAACAAGAGUCCUUCAAAACUGAGGAACGUUAUCCCAGGUUCAAGCUAUCUGCACUGGUUUCGCGAGCAAGACAACCCUGCUGAAGCAAAGGAAGCACAAAAACAAUCCCAAGGAUUUUGCUUGGCUUCAACUUCAACAGAAGAUGACGCUCUGUGUAAGGAAGUCAUUGCUUCUGUCAAUCAAAUCUCCCUGAAGACUAUUUCACGGGACGAGGCGACUAGAAUAGCUAAGAAAAUCGCUGAUAAAUUCAACCUUGACAAAUCUAGCACAGCCCCUCCACCAAAAGAUAUCACACAGAAGUGCAUGGCUAGCUGUAAAUGGUUGAUUGGUCAAGAAGGGGAGGUUGUUGUAGAAGCUUUACGAAAUGAGCUUCCGAGUGGAAUGACAGGUCCUUUGAGGAUUGGAUAUGAUGUCAAAGUAUGCGACAUGGAUUCUGUGACAAAAACACAGUUUUCACAAGCAUUAACAGCCAAAGAAAUGGAAUGGAAGGCUUUCGCUAAGGAGAAAGUAGGAUUAUCUCCCGACGAGAUUGAAUUUUUGGACAAACGAAAAUCAAACCCUGUUCUAGAAAUACUGAAUGAGCAUUGCCGUGACUGGUCUGUGGAACAACUUUAUGGUGCCGUUUCUAGUGUUGGAGCGGAAGCGGUCGCAGAUCGAUACUUUUAAUUCAGUAAAUAUUGUAAAUAGAAGGCGUACUAUGGCACUACAAAACGGUAUUUAAAAUACUUUUUGAGAGAACUUUGCAAGGCGGACUUACUAUUUCAUACUAUAUACUAUAUUUUUUAUUAAAAUAAGUUAUUGUAAUAAUUGAGACAAACCAGAGGGUUGGACCUCAAAGGGAUUAUAUUUUUAAAAAGACACA